AUGCACCCGCACCGAAGCGUGCGAAUCGCACGUACCAAAAUACAACAGAUACUUCUUCUUCUCCCUGCACGCGCGGGGGUCAAGGACAUUGAUGUCUAUAUAACUUUUUACGACUCUCUCUCUCACACACACCUUACCCUAUCCAUCACUCUCUUUACGUCUCUUCCUGCUCGGAUCUUCCUUUUUCAGCAGAUUUUGUUACUGGGGUUUGCAAAUUAUCGUGUUUGGGAUUUGGAUUGGAUUUUCAAGAUUGUUGUCAGUCGAUUUUCUGUUCUCGAAUAUUCAAACAGCUAA
This is a messenger RNA of Lactuca virosa, 294 nucleotides long. NCBI's taxonomy places the organism in Eukaryota, Viridiplantae, Streptophyta, Magnoliopsida, Asterales, Asteraceae. The record is from the annotation of a GenBank genome assembly.